Cyphellophora europaea CBS 101466 is the source of this 1038-nucleotide messenger RNA. RefSeq lists its product as uncharacterized. Gene Ontology annotation, molecular function: glutathione transferase activity. NCBI's taxonomy places the organism in Eukaryota, Fungi, Ascomycota, Eurotiomycetes, Chaetothyriales, Cyphellophoraceae. Gene Ontology annotation, cellular component: cytoplasm. The record is from RefSeq and is a predicted model, not a curated record. Bases 1 to 1038 code for a protein of 345 amino acids. The transcript is spliced from 2 exons.
AUGGCUUCUAGCAACAACGAUACCGAGGGCCACCUCAAGCUUGACGGCAACUUAUUCAAGAAUGGCACAUUAAACAGGCCGGAAUCUCAGUUCCGCAACUGGGUUUCCAACAAGUCUGAUGCUGAAUUUCCUGCCGAGGCAAACCGGUACCAUCUCUACAUCAGCUAUGCUUGUCCAUGGGCACACCGCACGCUCAUCGUACGCAAAUUGAAAGGCUUGGAGGAGAUCAUCCCGUUCACCUCUGUGCACUGGGACCUGAAAGAACGUGGCUGGCCAUUCGCGAAAGCAGAAACGGAGGAUGCCAGUCUCAACGUCGUCCCUGACCCCUACCACAAGGACGCCAGACACAUUCGCGAUGUAUAUCUCGAGCAGGCCCCCAACUACCCUGGCAGAUUCACCGUGCCGGUCCUGUUCGACAAGAAGCAGAGGAAGAUCGUAAGCAACGAGAGCAGCGAGAUCAUCCGCAUGUUCUACAAGUCCUUCGACCACCUCCUGGCCCCGCAGUAUCAGAAGAUCGACCUCCUCCCAUCCACCCUCGAAGCCGAAAUCGACGCCACCAACGACUGGACCUACAACGACAUCAACAACGGCGUCUACAAGACCGGCAUGGCCAUCACCCAAGAAGCGUACGAAACCGCCGUCACACAUCUCUUCUCAUCCCUCGACCGCGUCGAAGCCCACCUGUCCUCCGCCUCCCACACCGGUCCCUUCUACCACGGCGCGCACAUUACCGAGGCCGACGUCCGCCUGUACCCCACUAUCAUCCGCUUCGACGCCGUGUACGUGCAGCACUUCAAGUGCAACAUCCGCGACAUCCGCUCCGGCUACCCAGCCAUCCACCGCUGGUUGCGCAACGUCUACUGGGACGUAUCGGCUUUCCGCGACACGACGAAUUUCGAGCAUAUCAAGCGGCACUACACCAUGAGCCAUCGCAUGAUCAACCCGCACGGCAUCACGCCGGUGGGGCCGCUGCCGCACAUUCUGGGGAAGGAGAACGAGGUGCCUGCCGCCGCCGCCGCCGCUGGAUCGCGGUUGUGA